AUCUAAUCUAGGUUUUAACUUUAGCAAGUUAUUAUCUAUUAUCUAUAUUAUUAUUAUGAUUAUUAUUAUUACUAUUACUACUGUUACUACUACUACUACUAUAAUGACAGCUAACGUGGUGAUGGGUGGACCGUGGACAGAUGGAGGCCAUGUUGCCUUUUUGGAGUUUGAUGUGGCAAAUUAUAAUUUAAAUAAUCAAUAAAACUAAAAUAUAUGAAAGACAUAAAUGUCCUUGCAUAUUCCAUUUUCCAUCAUCUUCCUCUCUCUUCUCCCUCUCUUUCCAACCAUUGAAAUGAUGUGGUUCUAUAGAAUGGUAGCAGAAUCAGAUGUGGCUGCCAGUUGGAGAGGGAGGCAAAAGAGGAUUGAAUGGGGAGAGAAGAGGGAAGUGGGUAGCUCUACUGUUAUUAGAUCUGGGUAUCAUGUGAAAGGAAAGAGUUAGGAGAAAGGAAGUCUGACAGCACAGAUUGGUUUCUUGAGGACUAGGCCAGAGGUGAGGAAAAUGUCUAUAGGAUGGGUUAGUUCUCAUUUUCUGGUAUGCUUGGUGGUUGUCUGGUAUAGGUUUGAUUGCAUUGAAACCAUGAUAUGCUAAUCAGUAAUCACCAUCAGUUCUCUAAGCUCAAAAGCCUCAGCUUUUCCACAUGGGUUUCUGAUAAUAUUUGCAAAAUGAACUUGAUAUGCAUCC
This is a messenger RNA of Rubroshorea leprosula, 682 nucleotides long. The record is from the annotation of a GenBank genome assembly. NCBI's taxonomy places the organism in Eukaryota, Viridiplantae, Streptophyta, Magnoliopsida, Malvales, Dipterocarpaceae.